UCAAGCAGUGUGGGGUAAGGACGCUGGUUUUUCCGAAGACAGAUUCCGAAUUCCAAUUUGUAAACAUGAACAGUAAAGCGCUGUUCAUGCUGGCAGGCUUGAUAGCCGUUGCCAGUGGAGUUGUCCGUGAAAGUUGGUUCGAGACUCGUGUGGAUCACUUCAAUCCGCGCAAUCGGGACACCUAUUCGAUGCGGUAUUAUGCCAACGAUGAGAACGCUUAUCGUUAUGGACCGAUCUUUGUCAUCGUCGGAACGGAUUCGGCUAUCAACACACGGUACCUGAGCGAAGGACUGUUCUUCGAUAUUGCCUACCUAGAGGGAGCACAUAUGUUUGCCAACGAACAUCGCUACUUUGGACGCAGUCUUCCGGUUUCGGAUGCCACUACAGAAAACAUGGACUUUUUAACCAUCGACCAAACGCUGGCUGAUUUGGCCGAAUGGAUCCAUUACCUGAAGAUGGACGUUGUUAAUAACCCAAAUGCUAAGAUUGUUCUGUUGGGAUACGGACACGGUGGUACCUUGGCUAGCUAUUUCCAUCAAAAGUACCCCCAUUUGAGCAAUGGUGUCUGGGUUUCCAGCGGACCAGUUGAGGCUAGUUUAACAAUUCCUAGCUUCAUGGAGUCACUUGGUGAUACCAUCGGAACACAUGGAAGCCGUGAUUGUUACAAUACCAUAUUCAGUGGUUUUCUCGUUGCACAAAAUCUCAUUUCUCUCGGUCAGAGCGACGUAUUGACUGAACUGUUCCAUCUGUGUCAACCACUAAAUACCGACGAAUCAUUGGAAGUAACUGCUUUCCUGUUGGGUCUUCAAACCGACAUCCAGCGUGAAAUUUUGCAUUUGAGUAAUACCGCAUCGACUACCACAAUGUGCGAACAAAUGCAAAACGAUACCAUCGACAACAGCCUGCACGCCUUGAACACAUGGUUUGCCCGCGAACACCAGUUUGAAGAGUGCGUCAAUCUUAACUUUUCAACGUACUUGGCACCAUUCAUGGAAACUAGCUUCGACUCGGACGAACUUCAGAAUGGACACCGCCAGCGUUUGUAUUUACAGUGCACCGCCACCGGAUUCUUCCCAACGACUGAAUCUGUCUACCAGCCUUUCGGCAAUCAAAUCGACGUCAAUUUCUAUGUUGAAGUUUGCCGCCGUGUUUUCGGUGAUUGGAUCAAUGUGGACGUCAUCCAGAAUCAGAUUAACAGUACAAACGUUCGCUAUGGUGGUAGAGAACCUCGCAUCAACGAUGCACAUUUCACACACGGAUCCUUGGACCCAAUGAUGGCAGCUGGAAUCCUGCAAAAUGUAUCCGACAGUGCCCCUGCCACCGUUACCCCGAAUGCGUUCUUCGCGCCGGAUCUGGAAUCGAUCGACGAAACUUUGGAUUCGCCUGAACUACUCGAAUCCAAGAAGCGAACUCGUGACUUGAUUGAUAUUUGGAUAUUCAAGGAUUUCGAUCCUAUCCACGUGGAAGUAUAGAAGAUAAGAAACUAGAUAAUUAAUUAAUGGCGGUUGUUGAGUGAUACUGAUUUGCCAAAUAUAGGAAUUUUCUGGAAGCAGAAAUAUUUAUUAAA
This is a messenger RNA of Topomyia yanbarensis, 1567 nucleotides long. RefSeq names its product putative serine protease K12H4.7. Gene Ontology annotation, molecular function: serine-type exopeptidase activity; dipeptidyl-peptidase activity. Lineage: Eukaryota; Metazoa; Arthropoda; Insecta; Diptera; Culicidae. Bases 66 to 1472 code for a protein of 468 amino acids. The transcript is spliced from 2 exons. Gene Ontology annotation, biological process: proteolysis. The record is from RefSeq and is a predicted model, not a curated record.